Molecule: messenger RNA, 1338 nt
Organism: Exophiala aquamarina CBS 119918
Lineage: Eukaryota; Fungi; Ascomycota; Eurotiomycetes; Chaetothyriales; Herpotrichiellaceae
Product: zinc finger protein
Exons: 2
Coding region: 1-1338 (445 amino acids)
Cellular component (GO): nucleus; cytoplasm
Molecular function (GO): zinc ion binding
Source: RefSeq, a predicted model, not a curated record
AUGGCCGAAAACAAUCCUCCUGGUGUCAUCCACGCCGACCCCAAUGAGACCGGAGUCUACGAGAUUGAAAGUUUGUGCAUGAACUGUCGCGAUAAUGGCGUUACCAGGAUCCUCCCUAUCAAAAUUCCUUUCUUCAAAGAGAUCUUACUUGAAUCCUUUUCGUGCGACCACUGUGGAUGGAGAAAUAACACGGUCAAGAGCGCGGGGCAAAUCCAAGAGAAGGGUUCCAGAUACACUUUCAAACUAGAAGAGACCAAGGACUUCCAAAGACAAGUCGUACGAAGCGACACCGGUAUCUUCCGUCUCGAAGACCUCGACCUUGAAAUGCCCUCAGCACCCGGCCAAUUCACCAACCUGGAAAGCAUGCUAUCGAAGAUUCAGACAGAUCUAGCCUACGAUCAGCCUGCAAGGAAAGAGACCAACCCCGACCUUUACAAGGCCCUUGAAGGAAUCAUCCAGAAACUCACCAGAAUGCUCGAGGGUACCGCGUUUCCCUUUACCGUCUCUCUUGACGAUAUCUCUGGGAAUUCCUUCAUAGAGCCUUCUCCAGCAGAUAAGGAUUCCAAGUAUAGUCGACAUGACUACCUCCGGAGUCAUGCGCAAAAUGUUCAGCUGGGCCUGGCGACCGAGGACGAUACCACGGAUACCAACGGUGGAGGAAUGGAAGGUGUUGAUGUUGUUGACAAUGAGAUAUACGAAUUGCAUUCUGAAUGUCCGGCAUGCUCGAAGCCAUGCACCGUCAAUAUGAAAAGAACCAACAUCCCGCAUUUCAAGGAAGUCAUCUUAAUUGCCACUGUAUGCGAUCACUGCGGGUACCGAACUAGCGAUGUCAAAACUGGCGGGGCCAUUCCAGAAAAAGGAAAACGAAUCACGCUCGCAAUCAGAACCUUGGAAGACAUGUCUAGGGACAUUCUAAAGUCGGAAUCUUGUGCCCUGCGAAGUGCCGACCUGGGCCUAGAAGUUCAACCCGGCACGCUGGGCGGUCGCUUCACCACAGUUGAGGGCCUACUUACUCAGGUGCGGGAUCAAUUACACGGACAAAUAUUUAACAUGGGAGACGAGGACCUGUCCGGAGGAGACUCGAUGACCUCCGACACCAAAGGAAGAUGGGAUCAUUUCUUCAAUACCCUUGAUCGUGCCAUCAAGGCCGAGUUUUCCUACUCGAUCACACUUGAAGAUCCCUUGGCGAAUUCCUUUGUCCAGAAGAACGUGGAUGAAGGCGAAGACCCUCAGAUAACCACGGAGGAAUAUGAGAGGACCGAGGAGGAGAUCGAUGAUCUCGGUCUCAAAGAAAUGAAGACUGAGGGCUACGAGGAGGAAGCCGCCAUUCAUCAAUGA